Messenger RNA from Topomyia yanbarensis, 1105 nucleotides. It is a transcript of the gene Rad1, whose product is annotated as cell cycle checkpoint protein RAD1. NCBI's taxonomy places the organism in Eukaryota, Metazoa, Arthropoda, Insecta, Diptera, Culicidae. The transcript has 2 exons. Gene Ontology annotation, cellular component: checkpoint clamp complex. Gene Ontology annotation, biological process: DNA repair; DNA damage checkpoint signaling. The record is from RefSeq and is a predicted model, not a curated record. Gene Ontology annotation, molecular function: 3'-5' exonuclease activity. Bases 1 to 972 code for a protein of 323 amino acids.
AUGCUAAAUACGAAACCGCUUUACAGUAAGGGAAUUAUCCGCGAUCGAAAGAUGCUUACCCAGUCACAGUUUUCGCAGGUUAAAUUCUCAGCUAUACUGAACAACUAUGUCACGUUCUAUAACGUUGCAAAGGCAAUCAAUUUUGUGGAUGUUGCAACAGUUCAACUAACCAACGAUGGCAUGAAAGUGGUGGUGGAGGAUGCCAAAAGUGUUCAGGCAACAGCAUACGUUAUGAGAAACUGUUUUUCGGAGUACAAACUAGCACAUGUCAAGCGUAAGCUGGGACCGGCCGAUGUUACCGACGACGAUGAACCGUCGACCAGUUUUGGGCUCAAUUUGAAAGCGUUUACCGAUUGCCUGAGCAUGUUUCUCGAGAGCGAAUAUGAUUCGCACAUGAAAAUGGUUCAUAAGGGUGAUGGGGCUCCGUUGGUUGCCAUUCUUGAGCAAGGCGAGGACUAUCUAAUUACCGAAUGUUCGGUUAAAACCAUGGAAUCACCGGAAGUUAUGGAUUUUGACUUCGACAAAGAUAAUGUUUGUAGCCAAGUUACUGUCAACGGCGCCUUAUUUUUCGCGCUUCUUAGUGAACUGGAUCGAAAUUGCGAUGAAAUUGAGGUAUUGCUGUCACCAGAUAGUCCAAGUUUCAAACUCUCCACGUUUGGUGAACUUCAUUCGGAGUCAAACAUCGAGAUUACCGAUGACAGCGAAAUGUUAAUCUCUUUUCAAAGCACCGAGACCACGAGCCAUCGAUACAAGUUUUCCCACUUCAAGCUGGUGAUGGGGACAUUGGCUUUAGCUUCAAAAGUUUCACUACGUACGAAUAAGGACGGUCUUCUCGGAAUGCAGGUAAUGAUCGAAAUUUCCGAUAGUUCCCAGCUUUUUGUCGAGUACUUCAUUGUGCCACUUUGCGAAUCGAAUCAGAACAAUUUGCCUGAAUCGGAGCGUUCUGAAACGAGCGAAAUGCUGGACGAGUAAUUUGUUAAACCGUUUCAGGAUUUGCACAGCCUUAUUUCAUGUAAGUCAUAUUUGGCAUGUUCCAUGAAUUCGGGUAAAUCAUACUAGGAGAAAAUUAUGCAUCACGUAACGAAACAAUUUUUGCUGUGAACGC